This is a messenger RNA of Leptonychotes weddellii (Weddell seal), 1340 nucleotides long. NCBI's taxonomy places the organism in Eukaryota, Metazoa, Chordata, Mammalia, Carnivora, Phocidae. The record is from RefSeq and is a predicted model, not a curated record.
CAUGACCAACUGCCCAACGCUCAUUGUCAUGGUAGGCCUGCCCGCUAGGGGCAAGACCUACAUCUCUAAGAAGCUGACUCGCUACCUGAACUGGAUUGGCGUGCCCACUCGCGAAUUCAACGUAGGCCAGUAUCGCCGGGACAUGGUCAAGACAUACAAGUCUUUCGAGUUCUUCCUUCCAGACAACGAAGAGGGCCUAAAAAUCAGGAAGCAGUGUGCGCUGGCAGCCCUCCGUGAUGUCCGGCGGUUUCUCAGUGAGGAGGGGGGCCACGUGGCGGUCUUUGAUGCAACGAAUACCACCCGAGAGCGGAGAGCGACCAUCUUUAAUUUUGGGGAACAGAAUGGCUACAAGACCUUUUUUGUGGAGUCCAUCUGUGUGGAUCCUGAGGUCAUAGCUGCUAACAUUGUGCAAGUGAAACUGGGCAGCCCUGACUAUGUGAACCACGGUAGUGACGAGGCCACGGAAGAUUUCAUGCGGCGCAUUGAGUGCUAUGAGAAUUCGUACGAGUCGCUGGAUGAGGACCUGGACAGGGAUCUGUCCUACAUCAAGAUCAUGGACGUGGGACAGAGCUAUGUGGUGAACCGGGUGGCUGAUCACAUCCAGAGCCGCAUCGUGUAUUACCUCAUGAACAUCCACGUGACCCCCCGCUCGAUCUACCUCUGCCGGCACGGGGAAAGUGAGCUCAAUCUCAAGGGCCGGAUUGGCGGGGACCCGGGACUGUCCCCCCGGGGCAGGGAGUUUGCCAGGAGUCUGGCCCAGUUCAUCCGUGAUCAGAACAUCAAGGACCUGAAGGUCUGGACGAGCCAGAUGAAGAGGACCAUCCAGACAGCCGAGGCCCUGGGUGUGCCUUAUGAGCAGUGGAAGGUCCUCAACGAGAUCGAUGCGGUAAUCACCUGCCCUUUGCUGUCCUCCCAGUGCCCCUGCCCUCUGCUGCUUAGUGCUCCCAGUCCCCGCCCUCCGCUGAUCAGUGCUCCCAAUCCCUGCCCUCCCCUGCCCGGUGCUCCUGGGCCCCCACUGAGCUCAGCCAGCGCGACUGUGCUGAGAACCCGGGGCAGCUCUCUUCUUCACUUUUCUUCAGUUUUUUAGGGAUUGGAUUCCCACACCCCCGCGUCUUUCCUUCCUUCCCUUCUUUUGAAUUUAACUAUCUCCACCAACCAGAAUUUCUUUUGGCAUUCCAACAUAAGCCUUAAAACUGAUUUCUCCCCGGUUAACUCACUACUUAUAACCACCAUCUAUCUUUUCCCUGUUGAUUUAUUUCACCUACUUUUAUAUUAAGUAUGAUUUACAGUAUCACACUGUUUUAAUUAUGGCAGCUUUUUACUCUGUUUCUUGGCCAUUU